Vombatus ursinus (common wombat) is the source of this 2948-nucleotide messenger RNA. It is a transcript of the gene ST8SIA4, whose product is annotated as ST8 alpha-N-acetyl-neuraminide alpha-2,8-sialyltransferase 4. The transcript has 5 exons. The coding region runs from base 322 to 1455 and encodes 377 amino acids. Gene Ontology annotation, molecular function: alpha-N-acetylneuraminate alpha-2,8-sialyltransferase activity. Gene Ontology annotation, biological process: N-glycan processing; oligosaccharide metabolic process. NCBI's taxonomy places the organism in Eukaryota, Metazoa, Chordata, Mammalia, Diprotodontia, Vombatidae. The record is from RefSeq and is a predicted model, not a curated record.
GAGCCCAGCUGCAGCCUCGGCCACCUCAGUUGCAAAAGGUGUUGAAUCUGAAAGCAAAGGAGAGCAUGAGUGAGACAGGCGCGGAGCAGUAGGGAACGCCCCAGGACCCAGAGCAGAGCCAGGGUGCCACUGGAAACCUCCGACCUCUUCACUAGCAUGCGAGAAACAGCCGCCGCCGCCGCCGUAGAAGCAGCAGCAGCAGCUACUGCCACUGCCACUGCCACUGUCUUCUGUGUCCCUGAUCUCUUGUGAUCGGAGCUCCGGGCUUCCCUCUCAUUUUAUAGAUUUUCAUCCUCCCCCCUAACACCAAACGGAAUCGUUAUGCAGAGCGAAGGUGUAAAAGGGGGGAAAAAAGGAUUUCCCUGGGCUGGCAAGAUGCGCUCCAUCAGGAAGAGGUGGACGAUCUGCACGAUAAGUAUCCUCCUGAUCGUUUAUAAGACAAAAGAAAUAGCAAGAACGGAGGAGCAUCAGGAAACGCAACUCAUAGGAGAUGGUGAGCUGUGUUCCAAUAGACCACCAGUCAAUAGUUCUAAUAAAAUCAUUCGAAAAGGUGGAUCUUCAAUCUUUCAGCACUCUGUAGAAGGUUGGAAAAUCAAUUCCUCUUUGGUCUUGGAGAUAAGGAAAAACAUACUUCGCUUUCUGGAUGCAGAAAGAGACAUCUCUGUGGUCAAGAGCAGUUUUAAGCCUGGAGAUGUAUUGCACUAUGUGUUAGACAGGCGCCGUACCCUAAAUGUUUCUCAGGAAUUGCAUAGCCUCCUUCCUGAAGUUUCACCAAUGAAAAAUCGUCGAUUUAAGACAUGUGCAGUGGUUGGAAAUUCUGGGAUUCUGCUAGACAGUGGAUGUGGAAAGGAGAUUGACAAUCACGACUUUGUGAUAAGGUGCAAUCUAGCUCCUGUGUUGGAGUUUGCUGCAGAUGUGGGAACUAAAUCUGAUUUUAUUACCAUGAAUCCAUCAGUUGUACAAAGAGCAUUUGGAGGCUUUCGGAAUGAGAGUGACAGAGAAAAAUUUGUGCAUAGACUAUCUAUGCUGAAUGACAGUGUCCUUUGGAUUCCUGCUUUCAUGGUCAAAGGAGGAGAGAAGCAUGUGGAGUGGGUUAAUGCAUUAAUCCUUAAGAAUAAAUUGAAAGUGAGAACUGCCUAUCCAUCACUGAGACUUAUUCAUGCUGUCAGAGGUUACUGGCUGACAAACAAAGUACCCAUCAAAAGACCCAGCACUGGCCUCCUCAUGUACACGCUAGCUACACGAUUUUGUGAUGAGAUUCACCUCUAUGGAUUCUGGCCGUUCCCUAAGGAUUUAAAGGGAAAAGAAGUAAAAUAUCAUUACUAUGAUAACUUGAAAUACAGAUACUUUUCCAACUCAAGUCCUCACAGGAUGCCAUUGGAAUUCAGGACUUUAGAUGGGCUACAUAAUAGAAGAGCACUAAAAUUAACCACAGGAAAAUGCAUAAAGCAAUAAAGCACAUUUUUAAAAGACAACUCAAACUGAAUAUGCACUUCAUUCUGAGGAUGUUUGUAUGAGAAUAAGAUGCAGAACAGAAGAUAGGUUUCAGUAUCCACUAAGCUUCUUGGGGGGUUAAAGGGGGGACGGUUAUGAGACAUCCAUUACCAGCUGAUGAAAUGCCUAUGAAGUGCUCUAAAAAUUGUAUGUUUUGACUGCAAGGAUCCUAGUAAGUGCCACUUCUACUCAGAACACAGCUUGAAUGUAUAAUCAGCAGUGUUUACAAGAUCCAACAAUGCAUUUACAUUUAAUUAAAGAAGAUACAAAUGUGUUCAUUACUGCUGGACUGCCCCCACCACGUCAAGCACAUUUGAGGAAAAACUAAGGAAGACAACUCUGCCUUUGGGGAAAUCAGAACCUUCCUUGUCAGCAGAAACUGUGAUAGAGACAGUUAAGCAGGGCAACCCAUAAGAUCAAACAACUCAAGUAAAUGCCUUCAGUCAGGAGUUUGUGUCUAAUCAUGUAUUAUAAACUAACAUUUGUUUUCAUUGUUCUUUUCUUCUGGCAUCUAUUUGCUUUGGUAUUUUACAGAUCUUGAAAGAUCCUAAACAGGAUGAUAUGUACAGGGGGAAAAAAGAAAACUAAGAAUUGUCAAAAAAUGUUUUUAAAGUUAUUUUUAGAGAUCUUAGAAAUGCUCAGAAUGUUUAAUAAUGAACAACUGUAAACCUCUAAAUUAUUUUGGAUGAUGAAAAGGUACCAGCUAAACUAUCCAAACAGUAAUCUUGAGCCAUUCCAAACGGGAGAUUUCAAUGUCUAUGCCAUCUGCAAAGAUAACAAUUAACAAGGAGUUAUCCUUAUGUUUGGUACCAAAGAAUAUACUGAUUUUUCUAUGUAAGUAAUGUUUCUCUUCAUUGAAGUGAUUAAUUUGUUUAAGUACUGUGUUGUUAUAUGAUUGAUUUGAAAAUGCUAUUCAAAUAUUUUUAAUUAAGAAAGAUAAUACUUUAUAUUUUGUUUCAAUGAUGACCUGAAAAUUUCUUAUAUUUCCUAACACAUUUCUGAGCAACAUUUUGCUCUUCUAAAUGGAAUGUUUGUUAAAUAUCAUGAAUUAAAACUUGGGCUCAAGUGGUUUAAGGAUUCCCUUACUUAAGUGAGGAUAUUAGCAUUGCUUAAUUUCCUCUGUAAUACAAAAAUAAUAUGAUCUAGAGUGUGUUGAUAUCCUAGAAGUGGUAGAUAAUUUUAUGCAAGUUGACAAAGAAUUUCUAUAUCAAUAUUUUGCAAUUCAAAGGAAAUAAGUAACCUAGAACAUGUAAUAGUUAAAUUAGUCAUGAUUUCACUUUAGGAAAUAAGAAAUGAGAAAAGAAUAUGAAAUGAGAUAAUAAAUAAAGCAAAAUACAUUUUUUAUUUAAAUAAGUAGUAGAGUUGGGCAAUUUGCCCGUCAUCUGUUAGCUUAAAUCAUGUUGUUAAAUAAUUUGGAACUUUAUUGCUUUUUUGGAAAUAAAAUAGGAAAAGUU